AUGAUAACUCAGAGAGGGGUAGAAGCUAACCUGGAGAAGUGCCAGGCAAUACUCCAGAUGAAGAGCCCGGGUUGCAUAAAAGACGUCCAGAGGUUGGCAGGACGGUUGACCUCGUUAUCCCGAUUUCUCGGAGCUUCGGCAACAAAGGCCCUACCAUUCUUUAACCUCAUGAAGAAAGGGAUGGCGUUUGAGUGGACGCCCGCAUGUGAAGAGGCCUUUCGGCACUUCAAGGAGAUCCUGGCGGCACCACCCGUCCUCGGGAAGCCGAAGGACGGGGAACCACUAUACCUGUACCUCGCCAUAACAGGUGAAGCCCUGGCCGCAGUUCUGGUACGGGAGGACGGAAAAGCUCAACAGCCAGUCUAUUUCAUAAGCAGGGCCUUGCAAGGGGCAGAAUUAAGGUAUAGCAAGUUGGAAAAACUGGCCUUAGCACUUCUAACUUCCUCACGGAGGUUAAAGCAGUACUUCCAGAGUCACCAAGUUGUCAUCAGAACGGACCAAGGGAUCCGACAAGUACUCCAAAAACCCGACCUGGCGGGAAGAAUGAUGACUUGGUCCAUCGAACUCUCCCAGUAUGACAUACGAUACGAACCCCGGCAAGCCAUCAAGGCGCAGGCGAUGGCGGAUUUUCUAGUAGAAGUAACGGGAGAUCCAAACGAAGAGGUGAGUACACGGUGGAAGCUCCAUGUGGACGGAGCCUCCAACCAGACCUUCGGAGGUGCCGGGAUCAUCCUGGAAAGCCCGAUUGGGGUUGUGUACGAACAGUCGGUCAGAUUCGAGUUUCCCAUCUCGAACAACCAGGCAGAAUAUGAAGCCCUUAUAGGAGGCUUAACCCUAGCAGCAGAAGUCGGUGCAAGAAGACUAGAAAUAUGCAGCGACUCCCAAGUCGUCACCUCCCAAGUAAACGGCAGCUACCAAGCCAAAGACCCUUUGCUACAGAAGUACUUGGAGAAGGUUAAGAGCUUGAGCCAAAAGUUCGAAGAGGUCACGGUCCACCACGUACCUAGAGAAAGGAACACACGGGCAGACCUCUUAUCAAAGUUAGCCAGCACAAAGCCAGGAGAAGGGAACCGGUCUCUCAUCCAAGAACACGGCAAAUUCCCUAGUGAUGAAAAGGAUGCGGCGAAAUUGAGAAGGGAAGCGGCCAAAUACGCCGUCAUCCAAGGACAGUUAUUCAGGAAAGGGCUCAACCAACCCCUACUGAAGUGCCUACACCCCGAUCAGACGGACUACGUCCUCAGGGAAGUCCACGAGGACUGCUGUGGGCACCACAUCGGAGGCAAGGCCCUAGCGAGGAAACUGAUCCGGGCCGGAUACUAUUGGCCUUCGAUGAUGGCGGACUCCAAAGAGUUUGUCAAAAAAUGCGUGAUAACUAGAUUCGGGAUACCGGAGGUCGUCAUCUCGGACAACGGCACGCAAUUUACUGACAAAAAGUUCACGGAAUUCCUCAACGGCCUGGGCGUAAAGCAAAGGUUCUCUUCGGUGGAACACCCUCAGACGAACGGACAAGUGGAGUCCGCCAACAAGAUCAUCCUUUCAGGGCUAAAAAAGAGGCUGGACAAUAAAAAGGGUGCUUGGGCCGACGAACUAGGGUCGGUUCUCUGGUCCUACCGAACAACUGAACAAUCCUCCACUAAGGAAACUCCUUUCCGGUUAACGUACGGGGUGGACGCGGUAAUACCCGUAGAGAUCGGUGAACCGAGUCCACGGUUACUUUUGAAAGGAGUGGAAGAAACCGUGGAAAAAGACCUGAUAGAUGAAGCCAGGGAAAUAGCCCAUUUGACAGAAACAGCAUUAAAACAAAGAAUGGCUCUGCGCUACAACACCAAAGUGCUCAAGAGGGAAUUCGAGCCAAACGACCUCGUCCUGAGGCGAAACGAUAUCGGCCUACCAACCCCCGGAGAAGGCAAGCUAGCGGCGAACUGGGAAGGCCCCUACAGAGUCAAAAAAGUGAUGGGAAAAGGAGCCUUCAAGUUAGAAAGGCUUGACGGCAAAGAAGUCCCGAGAACAUGGAACGCAGACAACCUAAGAAGAUUCUACUCCUAG
Arachis stenosperma is the source of this 2046-nucleotide messenger RNA. RefSeq lists its product as uncharacterized. Lineage: Eukaryota; Viridiplantae; Streptophyta; Magnoliopsida; Fabales; Fabaceae. Bases 1 to 2046 code for a protein of 681 amino acids. The record is from RefSeq and is a predicted model, not a curated record. The transcript has 3 exons. Gene Ontology annotation, biological process: DNA integration. Gene Ontology annotation, molecular function: RNA-DNA hybrid ribonuclease activity; nucleic acid binding.